Molecule: messenger RNA, 1489 nt
Organism: Andrographis paniculata
Lineage: Eukaryota; Viridiplantae; Streptophyta; Magnoliopsida; Lamiales; Acanthaceae
Exons: 5
Coding region: 44-1021 (325 amino acids)
Source: RefSeq, a predicted model, not a curated record
GUACUGAAAAGGGUUUUCCGCUUCAGCGUUUGAGAGCGCGAAAAUGGGGAAAGAGGGAGAUUUGUGGGACGAUUCUGCUCUCAUCAAUGCGUUCACCAGUGCCAUUUCCAAAUACAAGACGAUGCAUGGGAUUGAAGCGUCGAGCAACGGGAAAGUGGAAGAUAAUAAGGUAGAGGAAGAAUUGCAGGCUACUGAAGUUGAUACUCAAAGCAAGCAAUUUGGCGGCUCCAAUAUUGAGAACAUACAGAAUGAUGAUAAAGUGUUUGACGCUCCGGAAACUACAGCUAAAAUUGAAGAGACUGUCGAGCUUAACAAAAUCAAGGAAAACCAUCCUCGGGAAUUGACUUUUUCCACAGAUCAUGUGGGUACUUCAAAUGGUCAGACAGGACUCUCUUCCAUCAGUAAAUAUCCUUCUGUGGGAUCCUAUCCUCCAGGGAACCAUACCAUCACUUCUGAUACAAAUAUUCAAAAUGAGGCAGCAUUGAAUUCCAACGAUCAAGAAGAGUACAAUCAGUUGUUGAACAAAUAUUAUGAGAUUGAAGAUCAGAGGCAGAGGAUUCUUGAGCAGCUUAACCAAUAUAACAAUUGCUAUUCUCAAAAUCCUGAUCAGCAUCAAGAAGCUUAUGUCCCUCAACCUUAUAGCACUGUCGCUUGUAAUUGUUCGUAUGGCUGUGAAAAUUGGGUUGCUCCAUGCAAUUCAUUACCCAAUACAUGUCUGGGUGGCCCUUGUACUGACGAAAGUUGUCAUGGUUUUUUCAAACAUGAUGAGAAAAGGAACUCCAUCCCUGCUCCAGAUCAUAAUUAUGUACAAACUGCAAUGGCUGCAGCCAAAACUGCACUAUCUUCAUUGAAACUGGAAACUUCAAGUAUUCCUCAUUCUUCUGCGAGUCAAGGUGACUUGGCUAAAUGCACUGAGCCUGCGACAGAUCUUGGUGUGGUUCUGAAUGCUUGGUACUCUGCAGGGUUUUACACCGGAAAGUAUCUCUCGGAGAAAUCUUUCGAAAAUAAGAAACAAGGGUAAAAAGUCUUGAACAUUGAACAGAAGAACCUCCACAUCUCUAAGUAUGGUAAGUGUUUUUCCCCGUCUUGCGGGUCAAGUUUUAAGUAACAAGAACUUGCAAGAUAAUUUUGGCAGUGGUUGAGUUAUGGCUUAUUAUACUUAAGAUGGAAGCAGAGCUUGGAUAGAGUUAGUCUUUGAAUCGUUAUACAGUUUCGAAAAUCAAUCUGCAUCAACAGAUUCAGAUCAGAUCAAUGGGGACUAUAGAAUGGAAUGGUAUGAGGGUGUAAAAUCCAUUUACCAUGGCUCCCAUAUUUAAAAAAAAAAGAUGUUUUAUAUGAUUUUGUGAUGCCCUUUUCAACAUUAUAUCAUGUUUUGUAAUUUGUCAAUUUGCAAGAUGUUCUUGAAAUUUUAAUGGAAUUGAGCAUUGCAGAGGUGGCACGUGAAAAGAGAGAUAGGAGCAUAUUGUUGAUUUGCGAUCCAAUCUUAAUC